Messenger RNA from Cladophialophora psammophila CBS 110553, 1884 nucleotides. RefSeq lists its product as uncharacterized. The transcript is spliced from 3 exons. Lineage: Eukaryota; Fungi; Ascomycota; Eurotiomycetes; Chaetothyriales; Herpotrichiellaceae. The record is from RefSeq and is a predicted model, not a curated record. Bases 1 to 1884 code for a protein of 627 amino acids.
AUGGUCUAUGCCGGAAGCUGUACGAAGACCGAAACGAAGGACAGCUGGGUUCAUCUGGCACUUAACGUUGUGGCCACCGUCUUGCUGGCAAGCUCAAACUACUGCAUGCAGUUGCUCUCGUCCCCCACCCGCAGCGAGCUGGACAAGGCCCAUGCGAAGCACAAAUGGUUGGACGUUGGCAUUCCAAGCAUACGAAAUCUCGGUUUCCUGCGAAAGAAGAAAGUCAUUCUGUGGUGGCUUCUGGGAGUUUCAUCGAUUCCCCUUCAUCUAGUUUAUAAUUCCGUUUUCUACUCUGCCCUCGCAACGAACAACUAUAGCAUCCUAUACGCCUCCGAAAGUUUCGUCCAGGGUGCCAGCUACAACACGAACGAAUUCCCUGACACCGAAGAAUGCAACGUCACCGACAUCCAAGCCCGCGCCAGCAAGGACUUUGUCGUCCUCAACAACGAAGAUUGCAUUCACGCCUAUGCACGGGAUUUCGUCGAGAAUCGCCGUAACGUGGUCGUAGUGGUCAAGAAUCCUCCAGCAAGUGGGGGUUCACUGUUCAAGAUUGCCGACAAUGAAUUCCCCAAGGUCAUCACCAGCAAGUACAACGCUUUCGCGUGGAUCUGCGACAACCCCGACGUCGUCAAUCAAACACACGCAUGCUGUGAGAAUGAAUGGGGUUUCGUCCCGUGUUCGAAGAUCGCGCCGAAACUGGUCGAUAUAGCGGAUCAGUGGUCCACAGGCGGGUUUGAAGUCGACCAUUGCCUCUCUGAACCCGUCGAAUCCCAAUGCCAUCUACAUUUCUCCCUCAUCCUUAUGGGAGUCGUCCUGUUUUUUAACAUUCUCAAAGUUGUCGGGAUCGCCUACGUUACUUUCGGGUUGGGAGAGUCUCCCCUGGUGACCGUUGGGGAUGCACUGCAAUCUUUCCUGCGUCAUCCCGACUCCACCACGGAGGGAAUGUGUCUAGCCAGCCACUCAAGUAUCGUCGCCUCCUCCAAACUUGGAUAUAGAUCCAUGCCCAUGAGAUACGACCCUCGACAGCAUCGGUUCUUCGAAGCCGCGACCUGGAAGCAGUGGGCUUUUCUCUUCGGAUUGUUCGCAUUCGUGGGCACCGGGACCGCCGUCUGCUUAGGUCUUGGUAUCGAGAAUCUGAAGGGCGACAAAUCGAUCCAGAAUGCGUGGUCGAUCGGUUUGAACACGGUGCGGCCCCAGAACCUGAUCAUGGGGUGGAACUUACCGGGCUAUGGCAACAGCUCUAUCGCAAUAUCUACACUCAUCGCCAACGCUCCGCAAACAUUGUUCUCCUUCCUCUACGUCUGCUACAACAGCCUGUUCACAGUCAUGUUCCUCUCGCGCGAAGUCAUGCGCUUCAGUGUCACGGCUGGUCGGGGACGGAAGUAUCUGCGUGUCAGCGAUGCCAGGGGCGAGCAAAAGUCGACCUAUUUCCUCAACUUGCCCUUCAAAUAUGGCCUACCAUUGCUUGCUGGCUCAGGCUUGAUGCACUGGCUUGUCUCGCAAAGCGUCUUCCUCGCAAAUAUCGCCAUCAUCCCUCGCGACGGGACAGUGCCCAUGCAAGACGAGAUAACCACGGUGGCGUACUCACCGAUAGGCAUGCUUUUUCUCCUCUUCCUGGGCUUCAUUCUCCUCGUCUUCCUCUUUGCCACGGCGCUUAGAAAGCUUCCCUAUGGGAUGCCUCUUAUAGGGAGCAAUUCCAUGGCCAUCAGCGCCGCGUGCCAUCUGCCACCCGGCACCGACCAGAACGAGCGCGACGAGAUGAUACUCAGGCCACUGAAUUGGGGUGCUGUGCCAGGCGCAGGCAAAGACGGAACCAGCUUUGGACACUGUUGCUUUAGUGACCGGGUGCUGGACCACCCAGUGAAGGGUAAAUUUUACAUCUAG